AUGCAAAAUUCACUCCGUAUCAAGCUAAAUCCUGCUUAUCUUUGUUUGCCUAGCGAUACGGAAUGGCCCAUAAAUGAAGAGGCAGAAGGGAGUAAGCGUAAUCCUCGGUGGUUACAAGCACAUUUAAACACCUUGGUAGAACUGUAUAGAGAAGAGAAUGACUUGAGCGAUAAAGAAUUCCAAGACAAGUUUAUAAACAUCUUGCCUCCUCACUGGACAGUUUGCUCGCUCACGAUGGAUGUAGACAACAAGGAUCUGUACAUGACGCGACUUAGAACGAAUGAAGAGCCUUUCGUAGUCAAGUUGCCCUUAAAUAGAACAAAGCAUCGUCCCAAUAACACUUACCCACCCACUAUGCAGUACGAGGACGCAUUAUCUGAACUCAGAGAUAUUAUUCAAGCAAGUGAUGAUACGAUACACAACAGUGGCAAUUGUACUCAACCUGCUCAAGUCGAAGCUUGGUGGAGCACACGAAAAGACUUGGACAAUCGAUUAAAGAUACUGCUCGACAACAUUGAGAAUCAAUGGCUAAGUGGAUUCAAGGCUAUGUUGACAGGUCGUUGUCAUGAACAUAAAGAAGAAUUGCGCAAAUUCCAAAAGUCCAUCAACGAAGUCAUAUUUAAAUGCGUGAAUCAAGCGACGGGAACAAAGAAACAAGUGGAGUUAAACUUGACUUUCUGUCGUAUGGUGCUUCGCCUUGGCCAACUUCCUAAUGUACGGGAUAUAGAAGAUGUGAUCUAUUUUUCUUUGGCAUGUUAUGAAGCACAAGGAGUUCCGAUUGAUUACUCUAGAAUAGAUUUGAAAAAACUCAUGGAUCAAAUCCGUCUUUUGAAUUCCCGAUACCAUGAAAAAUCAAACAUGGCUGGCAUUAACGUAACCAAGAAUAUACCCAAUGAUCAUCUCAUUCUUAUCUUGGACAAACAUCUUCAAAUGCUGCCCUUAGAAUCCAUGCCUCUUUUGCGACCUCAGUCUGUCUCUCGCUUACCUUGUCUCUCGUUCUUAAGAGACCGUAUUCUACAUGUUCGUGCUUACAAUGGCCGUACGGCCUUCAAUGAUUUUGGCAUGAUAGCAACGGAUCAAUGGACUGACUUGAGUAUUUCUCAAAAUAAUGCUUAUUAUGUUUUGAACCCUGGCGGUGAUCUCAAAGACACACAAAAUGAAUUCGAAUCUCUGUUUAAAAGUGUGCGUGGUUGGGACGGCGUGAUUCAAAGAAAGCCAUUGGAGUUACAGAUGAAAGAAGCUUUACAGUCCCGCGACUUAUAUAUGUAUUUUGGUCAUAGUGCAGGACAAGCAUUCAUGAGAGGCACAACUGUGAGGCAGCUACCUACAUGUGCCGUAUCAUUAUUGAUGGGCUGUAGUAGUGGUAUUUUAGAAACACAUGGUGAAUUCGAUCCUUAUGGUUACGUAUUGAAUUACUUGUUGGCUGGAAGGUAA
Molecule: messenger RNA, 1434 nt
Organism: Gilbertella persicaria
Lineage: Eukaryota; Fungi; Mucoromycota; Mucoromycetes; Mucorales; Choanephoraceae
Product: peptidase family C50-domain-containing protein
Exons: 2
Coding region: 1-1434 (477 amino acids)
Biological process (GO): proteolysis; meiotic chromosome separation
Cellular component (GO): mitotic spindle; nucleus; centrosome
Molecular function (GO): cysteine-type endopeptidase activity
Source: RefSeq, a predicted model, not a curated record